Messenger RNA from Penicillium angulare, 3705 nucleotides. RefSeq lists its product as uncharacterized. The transcript is spliced from 2 exons. Gene Ontology annotation, biological process: intracellular transport. NCBI's taxonomy places the organism in Eukaryota, Fungi, Ascomycota, Eurotiomycetes, Eurotiales, Aspergillaceae. Gene Ontology annotation, cellular component: nuclear pore. Bases 1 to 3705 code for a protein of 1234 amino acids. The record is from RefSeq and is a predicted model, not a curated record.
AUGUCUAAACGCAUAGCGGAAGGUCCUCAGGGAACCAAAGACGAUAUUAACCCAUUCGGUAUGGGCACACCAGACGAGAAGCCCCAGCGGGCCACAGCUGCCCAGUUAGCCAGCAGAAAGAUCAAAGAUGUUCGUAAGCGUCCUCGUGGUACCACUCCCAACGCGGGUAUGGCUGCACCUGCACCAUCCGGAGGCGCUUUUUCGUCGUUGUCUGCUGCUCCGGCCUUUUCAUCUCCAGGCUUCACUGCCCCUUCGACCCAGUCAACAGGAUUCAACUUUGGUCAGAGUCAAAGCUUCCCAGGUGGGACUUCGACUCCUAGUCAGCCUGCUCAGGCUGAUUCUGCACCCUUUUCAUUUGGUGGUGGUGGUGGUGGUGGUGGUGGUGGCCAACCUAAUUUCAGCUUUUCUGGGUUUGGCACUUCCUCGUCUGCUCCUGCCAGCAACCCUUUUGCUACCAAUUCUUUUGGGGCUGAUAACUCUGCUCCUUCCCAGCCAGCCCAAACCCCUGGGUUCUCAUUUGGCGGUUUUGGAGACAACAAAUCUACUUCCCAAUCUCAACCUCCUCCUUUCUCGUUCGGUGGUCAGCAGACUGCGGGCGCAUCGACUGGCCUUAAUCUGUUUGGACAAUCUGCUACGAAUAACGGUAGCGCAAAUCCUGCUGCAGACUCAAUGCAAAUGUCGCCAGAUGCCAAACCCAAAGGCCCUACUUCCACCUCCGCGUCCUCUUUCCAAAGUCGAAACAUUUUCGGAGAUUCUGCGGCUCCUAAUUUGUUUUCACCCAAGCCAACCCCUGCAUCCACGGCUUCCAAUCCAUUUGGAAACUUGACUGCCUCGGCAAACGCCGACAAGCCAUCUAGUGAUAAGCCCGAGGGCUUUGCGGCAAAACCUGCCUUCGCGUCCCAGGCGCCAGUGGCAUCAGCACCUGCCCAGCCAUUUGGUUCUCUCUUCGGAUCAUCAUCACCUGCGACUACCGCCACUUCAGAACUCGACAAAAGUGCUUCCACUGCCUUCUCAUUUUCCCCAGCUACUUCGAAGCCGGCCGAAUCAGAGAAAGUGAACGCAUCCCAGGAGUCGACGCAGUCUAAGCCAUUUGGGUCCCUUUUCGGCGCAACUUCAGCUUUCCCCUCUGCUUCGCAGCCUGAAAAAGUGAACGGAACCUCUUCUGCGCCUACGAACAUGUUUUCAGCAAAACCUGCAGAGCAAAGUCCAUUCAAUCCAUUUGCCCCUAAGCAGGCCUCAGAACAAGACACUGCGUCCCCGAAACCUUCAUCUUCUCUAUUUGGAUCAUCUUCUCCUGCAUCUCAAGCAACUCCCAGCGUCUUUGCACCCAAGCCAUCUACUGAACAGGCUCCACAGAGUAGUCUGUUUACUCCCAAACCACCUGUCAGCGAGCCUACUGCAACCAACCAGAACGUUUUCGCAGGAUUGUCUGCUUUCAAGCCAGCUGCUGAACAGGCCACUUCCAACAACCUAUUCGCGCCAAAAUCGACUACAAGUGAGCCCCCAACCGCUUCCGCGCAGCCCGUCUUCAACAUGCUUGGGCAGAAGCCAGCCGCUGAACCGGCUUCUACCAAGUCUUCCGGCCCUCAACCCUCCAAAUCAGUCUUUGGGACUCCUUCGGAAACACCCAAAGUUUCUGAAACAUCGCAGACCUUUGGGAACUUGACAUCCUCAAACCCUGCGGCCGGGAACCUAUUUUCGCCAAAGCCAGCUACAAAGCCGGCCUCAAAGACUCCUGUCGAACCGUCCUCUAGCAACCCAUUCUCUGGCCUGUCGGCAAACACCCCUACGUCUAUAGCGUCCACGCCGAAACCACCCCAGCCUGAGCCUAAGCCGUCACAAAAUUUCCCAGACGCUUCUGCAAUUCCAGUUCCUGACUUCGGAGGGGAUAUCAGCGAGGAGUUGAGGGAUCAGGCUGAAUUAUUGUGGAAGCUCCGCUCGUUGGAUGUUGCCUUCAAGCAGAAGCUUCUUGAGUUUGAGCCUGGCGAGUACUUGUUUGAUGACCUUCUCAUAUUUUACUUGAAGGCUCGUGCCUCAAUGGGUUUCCCAGUCAAGUCACGAAAGCCCAAGUCGGAUACCAAGGAACAGACCCCCCGACAGAAGAAGCCCUCUGAAAAAUUCGUGGACACCAAUGGCACAAGCGGCUCAGCUACCUCCAACAUUUUUGCCAAGUCAUUUUCCUCCCCAUCCUCUUCUCCGGCUAAGGAGAAUGCUGUCUCUACAUCUCCACAAAAGGUGGACAGUGCCUCCUCAUUGAACAUUUUCGGCAACUCCGCCUCUACCAGUGCUUCUCCGACUACUAAUGGCAUUUCUAAGGCUCCUGCCCUAACAGGAAACAUGUUUGCCAAGUCACAGGCUACAAUCCCUUCGGAUUCCUCAUCCAGCCCUGCGGCUCCAAAGGCGACAGGCAAUAUCUUCGCUAGCCCACAAACUUCGAAAGCACCAGCGUCUGCGCCACCCGCAGUUCCGAAAUUCGGCAAUGGGGCAGCUGGCGGUGGUGACUUUAUGUCACAAUUUGCCAAGAAGGUUGAACAAAGUGCAGCCGAGGAGAAGGCCAAGCGCAAGGCUGAAGAUUUUGAUUCUGAUGAAGAUGACGAAGCUGAGUGGGAACGUCGCGACGCUGCUGAACAAGAGAAGAAGCGCGCCAAGCUCCAGACUUCGGUUACCAAGAAGGCUGUCUGGGUUGAAGGGGAGGGAUUCAAAAUGGUGGAUGUCACUGACGAAGCCGCACCAAGUCCUACAGAGAAAUCCCCUGUGGCCGCACCAUCGCCUGCCCCGUCAUCUUCGGCGUCGAUCUUUGAAUCAACUAAUCGUCCCCUCUCCAAUUCAGAGAAUAUUUUUGGUCGUCUUUCUGCAACACCCCAGCCCACAGAUGAUGACGCAUCUGAUGAUGAGGCCAAGCCUACUUCUCCCAAACGUGGAGCUGAAGAUGAUGACGGAGAUUCGAGCGACUUCGCUGCUGCCGUGCGGAAGUCAAAGCGAGCCAAACCAAGUGAGACCGAAACGACGAAGUCCAGUUUAGAUACACCUAUUCCAGCCCCAACGGCUGAGGCAAGUAAGAGUCUCUUUGCUCGCGUCGAAUCACCCGCCCCUUCGCAAGACUCCUCUGCAACGCCUAAGGCAAACCCAUUCGCCUCACUUGGGACCAGCUCGCCAUUUGGCGCCGCAUCAGCGCCUGCUCCAACCUCGACACUGUUUGGCGCCACAGAUAACACAUGGAAGCCUAACUCACCCAUCAAGUUUUCUGGGGUCUCAACACCUGCUUCCACCAGUGCCCCAACCCCCUCUGGUGGUGAAACUUCAGGGAAUGUCACUGAGUCCAAUGACGAUGAUGCUGCCCCUGGAGCAGUCUUCAACCUGGCUGAGGAUGCAGGUGGAGAGCCUGGUGAAGAGUCUGUCUACAAAUGUCGCGCCCGUGCUUUCAUGCUCACCAAGGAUAAAGGCUGGGCGUCCCAGGGCACUGGAUACGCAAAUCUCCUUGUCAAUCAGAGCGGACGUGCGCGAAUUAUUAUUCGUUCGGAUCCUAGCGGAUCUAUCAUUCUUAAUACCCUCCUGAAGAAGGACAUCGAAUACGAGCGAACUGCGAAAGCAAGUAUUCAGUUCUUCGUCCUCAAGGCCGAUGGACCCAUUGAACAAUGGGCCAUCCGUGUGAAGGCAGAUAUAAUGCAAGCCUUCCACGACAAGAUCCAAGAGAUCAAAAACUAG